Messenger RNA from Archocentrus centrarchus (flier cichlid), 1802 nucleotides. RefSeq names its product G protein-coupled receptor 174 (gene gpr174). Gene Ontology annotation, biological process: phospholipase C-activating G protein-coupled receptor signaling pathway; positive regulation of Rho protein signal transduction. The record is from RefSeq and is a predicted model, not a curated record. Lineage: Eukaryota; Metazoa; Chordata; Actinopteri; Cichliformes; Cichlidae. Gene Ontology annotation, molecular function: G protein-coupled receptor activity. Gene Ontology annotation, cellular component: plasma membrane.
CGGGCAAUAGAUGUGUAACGAGUGAGCGAUAAGAAAUCAAAACAGGAAAGAGCGCGAGUGAAUACAAAGCUAUAUGGAUGCCUACGAUUAAACGAGGUAAAAUGAAGUACAGAGAGAAAGAGAGAAAGAGGCGGGACGCAGAAAGUGAAGCGUGUUAGAGGAGGAGAAAAGAGGGGAUGGAGUUUUUCGUCUGAUGCUCCAGUUUUUCUGCUUUUUCCUGCUUCAGCAUCUUUAAAGACAGAGCAAACGCACGUGGAGGGACCCAGGUGCUCACCGGCAACAUUUUGGGUGCUGAAACACGAGGUCAGAACUUGUGGAAAAGCUGCUUACACGCAAGAAGCCCACAAAGAGAUGAUUCACAGCAGAUGAAGUUAUGUGUUUCCAUUGGCAAGACCUGACGAACACUGCUGAAUCCUAAGAAUACCAGACUUUUGGGAUUUCAAGAAGCCUGGAGGACUGAUCAGUGGCAUCAGCGCACAUCAAGAAAAAAAGAUCGGUCUUCCUCCGUCUGGCACGCCACAGAGAACCAGCAGCCCGGGUCACAGCAUGAACUCCUCCUCACUGUAACGAGCAGCAUGGAUGCUCAAAUCAACCUGUCACCGGACUACAAGCGGCUCCCCUGAUACAAGCUUCCUGCUCAUUUGCAAGGCAGCUCAUCUUGACAUUGCCAUUAACUCCACUUAUCUUAAAAUGAACUGUACCAGUCCUGAGGAAUUACAGAAGUACCAACACCAUGUGUAUGCUGUGGUGUACAGUGUGAUCUUAGCACCGGGCCUUUUGGGUAAUGUGCUGGCAUUGUGGGUGUUCAGGGUCUAUAUCAGAGAGACCAAGAAGGCUGUGGUGUUCAUGAUGAACCUGGCUGUGGCCGACCUGCUGCAGGUGCUCUCUCUGCCGCUGCGGAUCUACUAUUACCUGAAUCAUACCUGGCCCUUUGGUCAUCUUCUCUGCAUGUUCUGCUUCUAUCUCAAGUAUGUCAACAUGUACGCCUCCAUCUACUUCCUGGUUUUUGUCAGCAUACGCCGUUGCGAGCUCAUCAUGCGUCCGCUGUUGUACAACUCGGCCCGGCAAAAAGGAGACAUCUUCAUAUGUGGGAUCAUCUGGCUGGUGGUCUGCAUCGUUUGCCUGGGAUUCCCUCUGUUGAGAUAUGAACCUUCCACCGCUGUAUUAAACAGCACUUCACCGCUGUGUUUCACAGAGCUGCCUCUACGGAAACUCAACUAUGGAGCAAUGUGGGCCCUCCUAAUCUUACUAGAGUUGUUCGGCUUCUUCAUCCCCCUGGUUUUGGUGCUAGCCUGCACAUGUAUGACCAUUUGGAGCCUUCGGGAAAACACAGCAGGUGCUAUUUCUGACAGAGGGGAAAAACGAAGAGCACUGAGGAUGAUACUAAGUUGUGCUGUAGUCUUCUUAGUGUGCUUCGUACCUUACCAUGCCACUAUGCCUCUGGACCUUGUGGUCAAAGCUAAGAUACUUGCCAACUGUGAGUUCCAGGAGAUGGUUCUGCGAAGUCACCCCGUCACACUCUGCCUGGCCAGCCUGAACUGCAGCCUGGAUCCCAUCAUGUACUAUUUCACAACUGAUGAAUUCUGGAGGCGACUGAGCAAGCCGGAGAUACCAGAGGGCAUACAUUUCAACAGGCGUCUGUCCUGUAUAACUGGAGAACAGGACUUAGAGGAGGACUAGUCUGACUGAGGGCUAUGCAAACUUUGAACAUUUAUCCCAAACAAGAAUGUGAAAACACAAGAGUUUUAUAAUGUUAUUUUUUUAAUCUAUUUAUUUCUCAAUAAAUCAUUUUUUCCCCUAAA